Molecule: messenger RNA, 4039 nt
Organism: Meleagris gallopavo (turkey)
Lineage: Eukaryota; Metazoa; Chordata; Aves; Galliformes; Phasianidae
Source: RefSeq, a predicted model, not a curated record
AUGGACAGCGGGAGGACCGCGGGCCGCGUGGCCGCACACGAAGUGCAGAAUGGAAAAACCUCUACCAAUGGUGUGUCGAAUGGCAUCCACCUCCACAGCAAUGGCUUCCGCCUGUCAGAAGGAAGAGCACAUGUGAGUCCCCAGGUGGAGUUGCCUCCGUAUCUGGAGAGAAUCAAGCAGCAAGCCAACGAGGCCUUUGCUUGCCAGCUGUGGACUCAAGCCAUCCAGCUGUACAGCAAAGCAGUUCAGAAAGCCCCCAACAAUGCCAUGCUGUAUGGAAACAGAGCUGCUGCCUACAUGAAGCGCAAGUGGGAUGGGGACCAUUAUGACGCUUUAAGGGACUGCCUGAAGGCCAUAUCCUUGAAUCCAUGCCACCUGAAGGCCCAUUUCCGUCUUGCUCGCUGUCUCUUUGAACUCAAGUACGUGGCGGAAGCGCUGGAGUGUCUGGAUGACUUUAAAGGGAAGUUCCCAGAACAAGCACACAGCAGUGCCUGCGAUGCAUUGGACAGAGACAUCAACGCAGCCCUCUUCUCCAAAAGUGAUAAUGGACAAGAAGGGGGUGGCCCCAUCCGUCUGAGAGCCACAGGCCGCAAGGAUUCCAUCUCAGAGGAUGAGAUGGUGCUGAGGGAGCGCAGCUACGACUACAAAUUCCGAUACUGUGGCCACUGUAACACUACCACAGACAUCAAAGAGGCCAAUUUCUUUGGCAGCAAUGCACAGUACAUAGUCAGUGGGUCAGAUGACGGCUCCUUCUUCAUCUGGGAGAAAGAAACCACCAACCUCGUUAGAGUGCUGCAGGGAGACGAGUCGAUUGUGAAUUGUCUCCAGCCUCAUCCCAGUUACUGCUUCCUGGCCACCAGCGGCAUUGACCCAGUUGUACGACUGUGGAAUCCCCGGCCAGAGAGUGAAACCCUUAAUGGCCGUGUGGUAGUAGACAUGGAAGGUGCUUCCCAAGCUAACCAGAGACGAAUGAAUGCAGACCCUCUGGAGGUGAUGUUGCUGAACAUGGGGUACCGGAUUACAGGACUGACCAGUGGUGGGGCUGGAGGCUCAGAUGAUGAAGACAGCUCAGAGGGGCAAGUCCAGUGCCGGCCCAGCUAAAACAGAACUGCCUCUCCUUCCUCUAAUUGUUUGGCUGAAAGGGAACCUAGUUUCCUUGGUCCUGAACUUUCUCUGAUGAAUGACUGCACUGUAUCGCACUAUGCACAGAGUAGGACAAACUGGCAGGGGCAGGAGCAGCCGUCUCCUUAAACCAUUACCACCACCUCCUCCUUCUCCCAUCGCACUGCUGAGCAGCAUGGCAGUGCAGUCUGGGGUUUGCCUUUAGUGGAACUUAGUCCCAGCAGGGAUCUUUGAGUUGUCUGCAAGCAGUGUAAGCUGGUGACUUCCUCCAGAGCUGCUGUGUGACCUGACGCAGAGCAGCGUUGCCUGCAUUCAUGCAUUUGCAGAAGGGAUGUUAAAUUCCUGAAUAAAAUGCAAACCUAGGGCAGGGGUUAUAGAAUGAAUUUACUGCAGUGAUCUUGGUCUUGAAAGCUUGACUCUGCUCUUAUGCUACCAGCCUGUCUAGAGGCCCCUGGUUUAGGGCUGUUGGCCACGAAAUACCCGUUUUGUCCCUUAGUGUCUGUCUUCUGGCUUCCAUCUCUAACACGUUGCCAUCGUACGUGGCUGCGUUGUGUUAAGGACUGGAUACUGCCUGUCUUGUCCCUGGGCGGCUGUCUUAGUUGAUGAAUCAGCGAGGGCAGCUCAGCAGGGCAGGAUGUGUUUGCCCAGCUCUGAUACUUUCUUCUGUGGUCUGUGAACCUGUGGAGAAAGGUGACAGUAAUGGGAGCAGGUCUGAUCAGAGACCCAGGACUUGUGCAGCUAAAGCUGCUGAGGAAAGGGGCUGGAAACAGCACUGUCGCAGAGCUGCUCUCUAUUGCCUGGAAUGUGUGUAGCUGUGUUCACCUUCUGCUCUCUUUGUCGCCAGUGUUGGAGCUGAGAACUUUACCACCACAUACAUGUUGCACCCAAUGCUCUGAGCUUUUAGGCAGCAGCGUUUCUAUGCAGUUGGCUGCUCUGUCUUGGCCAAGGUGGGCCUGCUGUGCCUCACUGGUGUAACAUCUGAUGGAUUAGUGGUCCUCUCAGGAAAACCUCCUUCCUCUUCCCAUUCUCCACACACUGGCUCUGGCUGCAAGGCCAGGAGUACGCCUAGAAAUGCAGCACUGUACUUCCAUUCCUUACCUUCUCAUGUAACAUGCAGCUCUGUUUUCCCCUCUUGCAGUUGCCAAACACUAAAUAUCAAAUAGAUCUUACACAACCGUGCUACAACCGAAUCUGAAGAGGUUGCUUUUUUUUCUAGGACUAUCAACUAAGACCAAAGAGCCCCUGGAGAUCUUAACUGCUCUGCACUGUCUUGUGUCUCUUACUGCUGAAGGUCUGAACAUGCUAGCCUUGGUCCCAGGGGUGAGAUGUGUGUCUGGGAGUAUGUGAGCAUGUAUGUGUGCUGCAUUAGGGCUGUUCUUCCAUGUGGUGCAAUCCCUGGUCUUCCUGUUCCUGCUGUGGAAGGAUGAGAGGCCUCCCUUUCCUCCUCUGGCUGCUUCUGGCUGCCAGGCGUUGACGAGAGAGACUGCACACUGCUGACUGAUCAAGGUAACUGGCUUUUCCUCCCUUCCAGAACAGUCUUUAUGAGAUGAGUGAGCCUUGUGCAGGAGGGAAGGAGGUCACAGUCGGAGCUGACAGCAUCUCUCAAAGGAUGCUUCUUGUUCCCUGCAGAGAGAUACUCCUCCCCCCCCCCCCACUCUCUCCUUGCAGUCGCAGUGAAGCUAACUGGGAUCUGAUCUCUACCCUCAGACAAAAAUGUCCAUCUGCUCUGUCACGUGUGGCUGAAGCAGAACCUUAGCAAGCCCUGGUCUUGUGGACGUGUGCCCCUUACCACCAGGAAACAACUGGCUGCCCUCGUGCUCUGCUGAGCUGGGAUGGCGGAUUUCUGUUUCUUGGUUCAAUCAGGCUCACCCUCCAUCUUCUCUUGCUGAAGCAGAGCUCUCCUGGGACAGAAGGUCGCUGCCACUUGGCUGCUGAGGGCACAUCUGCUUGUUUUCAUGCAGUACCAGUGCAGUAGAUGCGACUUGUUACUCAGUUUACCUUUUGGCUGCGUACGUGGUUCCCCCACCCCAGGUGUACCCUGGCACUCAGUGCUUUUCAAAACCCAGAGGCAGCAGAAAAUUCUUCUCACUUGAGUGUCUUUUUGAUGUGGUCUGGCCUUUCUUUUUGCUUAAGGCUUUCCUACUAGAUGCAUCCCCCUACCCCAAUCAAACUUUUGUUUUUCAGCUUUCGGUAGGCAAUGUCUACAGACUUGAUUUUUAAACAGACUGAGAAGGAAAGCUUUGAAAAGAACAGACCUGUCCCUCCCCAUUCACCUUUUGCUGUGGCAGCUAUUUUUUGUUGUUUUUACCUUUGUGAGACAGUGCAGCUCUUUUUACCUGCCAGUUGCAGUGUGAGAGCUAUAAGAUUCCCUGCCUCUGCAGUGGAUUGCUUUUUCUUAAUGGCUGCUUUGAUUAAAAAGAUAAAUAAUAAUGGGAGAGAAGGGGAGAGAAAAAUCUUUCUGCCUCUAGCCCCUUUCCCCCUUGUUGCAGGCAGAUCGCCUGCUUUGUCGCUUGUUAAUGAGGAAUUUGUAUUUAUUGGUGAAGGAAAAACAUGCUGGGGAAGUAGGGAGAAGAUGUUGCUUUAUUGACCUCUGCUGUUUACUUCGACCCCCUCCUCGGGAAAGCUUCUUCCUGCUCUUUCUGGUUAACUCUUUCUAGCCUGGGAUAUACAGGGAUGCCUCCUUUAUUUUUGUAUUCUAGCAAUGGACUCUCUGUAAGGAGACUCUAGGAUUCUCUUAGUGUUGCAAUGACCAUUAUUUGUAGCCUUUUCGAGUACUAAAGAUGAUCAUCUCGUAAACUUUGCCCCUGCAGUUGUAGAGGUAACACACAAGCCUUACUGCCCUCAUUAGGAGCAGAAAACUUGUUUCUCUGGUCCCUGGAAGAGAAAGGGUUAAGCAAUUAAACAGUUCUUUGUUCUA